Eublepharis macularius is the source of this 1825-nucleotide messenger RNA. RefSeq names its product ADP ribosylation factor like GTPase 2 binding protein (gene ARL2BP). Gene Ontology annotation, cellular component: mitochondrial intermembrane space. NCBI's taxonomy places the organism in Eukaryota, Metazoa, Chordata, Lepidosauria, Squamata, Eublepharidae. Bases 164 to 652 code for a protein of 162 amino acids. Gene Ontology annotation, biological process: positive regulation of tyrosine phosphorylation of STAT protein; maintenance of protein location in nucleus. The transcript is spliced from 7 exons. The record is from RefSeq and is a predicted model, not a curated record.
GGUCCUCUCUGCUCCGUUGCUGUAGCGACAGAAGUGGAGGCCUUCUGAAUCGGGCCAAGGGCCCAUCAGUCCAGUGGUGCCCCUAGGGAGGAAAGGCGUCAGGGUUGUGAUGCUUCCCUUCUGCUGACCCAAGGACCUGUUAUUCAGAGGUCAGAAAGCAGCAAUGGAAACUUUAGAGGAAGAAAACUUUGGCGUAUCCAUUUCUUCCCCUUCGGAUGCAGAAUUUGAUGCAGUUGUUGGAUAUUUGGAAGACAUUAUAAUGGACCAGGACUUUCAGCUCAUACAAAGAAACUUUAUGGAUAAAUACUAUCAGGAGUUUGAUGAUACGGAGGAAAACAAGCUAAUCUACACUCCUAUUUUUAACGAAUAUAUCUGCUUAGUUGAGAAAUAUAUUGAAGAGAAACUCUUGGAUAGGAUUCCUGGCUUCAGUAUGUCGGCCUUCACCUUGUCACUACAGCAACACAAGGAUGAAAUCGCAGGGGACAUUUUCGACAUGCUGCUUACAUUCACUGACUUCCUGGCAUUUAAAGAAAUGUUCCUGGAUUACAGAGCUGAAAAAGAAGGUCGAAGUCUCGACUUGAGCAGUGGAUUAGUGGUGACGCCUCUGAGUAAGUCCUCUGUAUCUCCUUCACAGAACAGCCUGCGGCACUAGCUAUCUCCUCCCGGCAAGAGUGUCUUAGCUUGGGAUGCUUGGACCGUGAAAGGCAAGACAACAUCAACGCACCAGGUUACGCACACUCCAUCGCGGCAGGCCUGGUUUUCCCAGCUGCUUGUGCGAAUGGAUGUUUCCAUGCAAUCCAUGACCAGUAGAACUCCAUCCCUAUUAAAACAAUGGUCUUGCAGCUCUCGGAUCUAUUCUGUUUCAGCCAAACUGGAUUUUAACACCAUUGAGUAAAUGCAGUGACCUGUUAGAGGGCUGCUGGCUUCCACCGAGUACUUCUCCAUCAUGGGCCAAGAAGAACAGAAGGGACAUGCUGAGCCUGCCUGGAGUCGGCUGGUUCAAACUGCACACCCCUGGCAGAUCUUCUGAGCUACAAGUGCUGCGGCAAAAUCAUUUUGAUCAUGGCUGCAAAUGCCAAAUUUUGACUUAAACAAAAAGUGUGUGUGUGACAUGAAUAUAUAUGGAGAGAGAGAGAGAGAGAGAGAGAGAGCAUGAAGCUGUUACUUGUUUUAUUUGCUAGUAUUGUGGUUGUUUGCCUCUCCCAUUGGCUGUCUUGUAUCUUUAGAACUCAAGACCUCACCUGUUGUUUUUGAAAUGCAGGGGUUUUUCUCUUUCCUCAGAAGCAUCAUGCAACAUUUUGGUACUACCUGCAGUAUAUGUGCUAGCAAGGACUGUGUUUUCUGUGAUGCGACUGCUCAGGGCAGGUCUGCGCCACAUCUUUAAACCGGUUCAACCACCAGGGAGGAACUGUAGGGAUUGCACUGUUACGAGGUGCAGAUACCAUUUUUGUCGUUCUGCUUUUUUCAUAGAACGACAGUUUCCCAGGUUAAAAGCUGGGAAAGGCCACGUUAGCUCAACCCUACUCAAAUUUGUUGUCUAGAUUCGUCUCUGUAUUAUGUUUAAACUCAUGGCUUCUCUACAGAAAACGCUGGGAAUUGGUCAGUGAGGAAUAUAAGGCUCCAAAAUGUUUCGCUGCUUUCCAAAACUAAAAUUUCCAAGGUUUCAUUAGGGAAAUGAUGGUCGCUAAACUAGUUUUAAACUGGGUCAGAUCUGUUGUGAGAAUGAUGAGAUAAAUAACCGAUGAGCCCCUGAAUUUUUAUCAGUGUUCACCGUCGUGAAAUUAAAAAAAAGAAAAUCACAUGGAAACUUUUCCAUUUGGAGAUA